Phymastichus coffea is the source of this 3510-nucleotide messenger RNA. RefSeq names its product acetylcholinesterase-like. NCBI's taxonomy places the organism in Eukaryota, Metazoa, Arthropoda, Insecta, Hymenoptera, Eulophidae. The coding region runs from base 508 to 2421 and encodes 637 amino acids. Gene Ontology annotation, cellular component: plasma membrane. Gene Ontology annotation, biological process: choline metabolic process; acetylcholine catabolic process in synaptic cleft. The transcript has 6 exons. The record is from RefSeq and is a predicted model, not a curated record. Gene Ontology annotation, molecular function: acetylcholinesterase activity.
ACGCUGGCCGCCACAUUACUAUUACUACUACUAUCACUACUGCUGUCUCACGCUCGCUCUUCUCGCUCGACCUCAUCGUCGUAUCUAAAAAUACAAAGACGAGCGGCGAGUUCCCGCUCGGGCGUCGAAGCUGAGCGAAAAUGCUACCUUGAGAUUUAGUUCUGAUCGUUUUCUUGUGUUCCAAGACUAAAAACUCGGCUGUUGUUGUGGUGGUAGUGGUGGUGGGUGGUGGUGCUGUGACACGAAGUGCGCGACCGAUAACUCAACAAAAGGCUGUCCUUGAUGCAAGAGUUCAAGUCGGCGCGCGACAGCGCGCAACCUCGUUAAAAGCGAGAGCAAUCGAGCGAGUGAGAAAGCACAAGAUUAAACGCCACGCGCGCGAGAGGGAGAGAGCGAGAGAGAAUAGCCGCGUGCGUGCGUGCUCCGUAAGAACAUAGCGAGCGAGCGUAGAGAUUCCGUGCGCGCGAACUUGUUGAGCCAGAGCAUCGAGCGCGGCGCGGUGCCGGCAUGGAGGGCCGAGCGUGGCUAGUGUUGCUGCUGUUUCUGAGGCCGCUGCUAGCAAGGCCCAACGACGACCUGUUCGCAGCGAGCGAGAAUGCCUACCGCGACGAUUACCUCGACGACCCGCUGGUCGUCUCGACCACCAGCGGCCUCAUGAGGGGAUUGUCGCGUACGAUACUCGACAAGGAGGUGCACAUCUACUACGGAGUGCCGUUCGCGAAGCCACCGAUCGGCCCGCUGAGAUUCCGCAAACCAGCGCCAAUGGAGCCGUGGCCGGGUAUUUACAAUGCCACUGUCAUGCCCAACAGUUGUAUCCAGGAGCGUUACGAGUACUUUCCGGGCUUCGAAGGGGAGGAGAUGUGGAAUCCUAAUACCAACAUCAGCGAGGACUGUCUCUACAUGAACAUUUGGGUGCCCAAGAAGUUGCGAUUAAGGCACAAAGGUGGCGGCGACUCGGCUGAGAAGAAGAACCAUCACCAGGGCAUGCCAAUUCUCGUGUGGAUCUAUGGCGGUGGAUACAUGACCGGCACCGCGACCUUGGAUGUGUACGACGCGGACAUUAUGGCGGCCAGGAGCAACGCCAUCAUUGCCUCGAUGCAGUACCGCGUAGGAGCUUUUGGCUUCUUGUACUUGAAAGAUUACCUAGAGGCCAAUGACGACGCACCUGGCAACAUGGGAUUGUGGGACCAAGCCAUGGCAUUGAAAUGGCUCAAAGACAAUGCCAAGGUCUUUGGUGGUGACCCUGAACUCAUCACUAUUUUCGGCGAGUCCGCUGGUGGUGGUUCGGUCUCCUUGCAUCUGAUGUCGCCAGUGACUAAAGGACUCGCCCGACGUGGUAUUCUGCAAAGUGGAACCUUGAACGCACCUUGGAGUUACAUGAGCGCAGAGAGAGCUACCGAGGUCGCCAGGAUCCUCGUUGAGGAUUGUGGCUGUAAUUCCACGAUGCUCGAGGACAACCCUAGCAGAGUUAUGUCUUGCAUGAGAUCCGUCGAGGCGCGUACCAUAUCGGUGCAACAGUGGAACAGCUACGGUGGCAUUCUUGGCUUUCCGUCGGCUCCGACCAUCGAUGGUGUUUUCUUGACCAAAGAUCCAAUCGAGCUAUUAAAGGAAAAGAACUUUGACAAGACCGAAAUUAUUAUCGGAAACAACGAGAACGAGGGAACGUACUUCAUACUUUACGACUUUAUCGACUAUUUCGAGAAGGAUAACCCGAGCUCGUUGGAUCGUAGCAAGUUUAUCCAAAUCAUCAAUACGAUAUUCAAGAAUAUGACGAAGAUUGAACGAGAGGCCAUUGCCUUCCAGUACACCGAGUGGGAAAAUACGAAUGACGAAUACAUGUAUCAGCGAAUGGUAGCCGACAUCGUGGCCGACUAUUUCUUUAUUUGCCCGUCCAUACACUUCGCUCAGCUGUUCGCCGAUACGGGCAUGAAGGUCUAUUAUUACUUCUUCACGCAGAAAUCGAGUACCAACAUGUGGGGCGACUGGAUGGGAGUGAUGCACGGCGAUGAGAUUGAGUACGUGUUCGGGCACCCGCUCAACUCAACUUUACGCUACACCGAGCGCGAGCGUGAUCUUGCGCUUAGGAUGAUAUUGGCCUACUCUAAUUUCGCUAUGCAUGGACAACCAAUGGAUGAAAGUGAAUGGCCGCCAUACACGAGAGACAAUCCUAGUUACUUCAUCUUUAAUGCAGAAAAAACUGAGCUGGGAAAAGGCCCUCGGACAACGGCCUGUGCAUUCUGGAACGAAUUUAUGCCGAGGCUGAAAGGAGUGCCAGAUCCGUCACCAGAGGCAUGCAGCGGUGCAGUAGCGUCGAGCGUAUCAGCAGGUGCAUGGGCGUUGCGCUCGGGAGGCUGGCUGACGGCAACGUUACUGCUAGCGUCUCUGGCGCAACUACUGUCCGGCUUGUUCGCCAGUUUCUAAACGACCGAAGAGAUGCAAAGAGAUGGAAAACCCAACGUUAAAGUGCAAAGAAGGCGUGUGGAGAAGACGGCGGCUCAUCGCGCUGGCUCGCGAUUCAUGGACUGCGCUGCGGCCGUACAUAGGAUAUACAGGGAAUAGCCAAGUUGGGUGUGUCCGUCUUGCUGCUGCCGUUAUAUAUUCUCUUCUCCUUACCCCCGACUGAGUGAGCCUUUCUUAACUCCCUUUAAGUUUCACCGAGCCAAAUAACAAUAACUUUUAGCGCUGAGAAAUUUAUCAUGGAUUUCUCUCUCAUUUUUCCAAUAAAUAAAUAAAAUAAUAAACAAAAACAGAACAAUAGAGUGUGCCGUUGCGAGCUGCACACUAUAAAAUACGAAACUACAAGUAAUGGUGAUUCUACAAUAUUAGAUCGCUAUGCGUCUGGGAUAAUGUAGGAUUUAACACAUUCAUUGUCAGGUCAAAUGUUGAAAAUACUAAAAAUAAUUAAUAUGUUCCGAAGUGGAGAUUUAUGUAACGAGAAUUACUCGCAUCUAACAAUAAGUUCCGAAGCCAUUUGAUCGAAUAUUGCCUAGUAGUUUAUUGUGGUGGAAAAUUUUGAUUGAUACGGAGAUGUCGAAUGUGUGCUUGAUGAAUUAUUACUGCCUGCUAUGUAUCAUCGUGCACUCGUUAAUUAUUGUUGAAUAAUAAUUGCUCAUUGAACUUGACAUUCUGGUCGGUACGAAACUGCAUUUGAACUUUCUAAAAAUAUUAUUGGUACAUCCGAAUGUCCUGCAAUACACACGAGACAUCCGAGGGUAUCGUUCAAAAUGCGUAAAAUUAUCGAAAUUAAUUACUCUUAUUUAGCUGAACGUUUAAAUGAAAUACGGUGGUACUGAGCUUCCAAGAGCGAAUCGAAGCAAACGUCAAGAAAUCGAAAAAUUGAACAAAACUUAAAGGGAGCGACGUAAGAUAUUGCUCUUUUCUUGUUUCUCUUUCAAUUCUAGCCUUUCUCUCUCUCUCUCUCUCUCUCUCUCUCUCUCUCUCUCUCUCUCUCUCUCUCUCUCUCUCUCUCUCUCUCUCUCUCUCUCUCUCUCUCUCUCUCUCUCUCUCUCU